Cloeon dipterum is the source of this 993-nucleotide messenger RNA. RefSeq names its product RCC1 and BTB domain-containing protein 1-like. Gene Ontology annotation, molecular function: protein binding. The transcript is spliced from 7 exons. Bases 1 to 993 code for a protein of 330 amino acids. Lineage: Eukaryota; Metazoa; Arthropoda; Insecta; Ephemeroptera; Baetidae. The record is from RefSeq and is a predicted model, not a curated record.
AUGUUUGGCUCUCCUCCAACUACAUACAAGGAACAUAGUCCCAGCAAGGUGAUCGGCCUGGAAGGAGUCGUGAUUUCCCUAAUCGUUUGUGGACCCUUUUUCACUCUCGCUUUAUCUGACGACGGAAAAAUUUACUCAUGGGGAGAAAACAGCGAAGGCCAGUUGGGAAAUGGGACUACCGAGUUUGUCGAGAGCCCAACCAUUAUCUCAACAGAGAUGGGAAGGGUUAGAGAAAUUGCUGCCACUCUAUACGAGAGCCACCCGUGCACUGCAAUCACCAAAAAGAAAGAGGUUUACAUCUGGGGCAGUUGCAAUGGUCAAAUUGUUUUGAAACCAUUGCUCACUUCCUUCUCGUCAUUGGACGGAGUUUACGCUGUUGCCUCUCCUCAAGUGACCUACCAACAAUUUCAAUUGAAAAUUGCAAAAAAUCAGAGCAUGAAGAAAGUCUCGCUAACUGAGCGAGUAAGAAAGGCGUUUGACGAUCCUGAAACUGCUGACUUUGUAUUCAUUGUCGAGAAGAAGAAAAUCCACGUGCACAAAAAUAUGUUGAUAUUUGGAAGCGAGGUGUUCAAGAAUUUGUUCCUUAGAGUUUGGAAUGACAGUCGCAAAAAGGUGCGGAUCGCUGAGAAUCGUCUCAGCUAUGAAGUCAAGGAACACAGCUAUGAAUCUUUCUACGCGUUCCUCAAGUACUUCUACACUGAUCAAGUUGAUUUCACGCCUGAACUUGCUCUUGACGUGUAUGCCACAGCCCGCUUAUUUCAGGUGGCAGAUCUGAUGGACGAGUGUGAAAAGAUUCUCAAAUCUGGCCUGACAGUGCAAAUCGCUGCUACUGUUUAUGAGAAGGCAAUUUUGCUCGGAGCCAAGGACCUGUGUGAGUUCUGCUUUGAAUUUUGCAUGGAGCAUUUGGUUGAUGUCUUGAACAAUUUUGAGUCUGCUGACUGCAAGAGAAAAAUCGUCUUGGAAGUUUUCCGUGUGGCGGCUAAUCAAAAGUAA